This is a messenger RNA of Cynara cardunculus var. scolymus (artichoke), 1483 nucleotides long. RefSeq lists its product as uncharacterized. The transcript is spliced from 4 exons. Lineage: Eukaryota; Viridiplantae; Streptophyta; Magnoliopsida; Asterales; Asteraceae. Gene Ontology annotation, biological process: male meiosis II. The coding region runs from base 109 to 1335 and encodes 408 amino acids. The record is from RefSeq and is a predicted model, not a curated record.
CUCUCUCUCUCUCUCUCUCUAAAAUAAUGAAAGAGAUUGUCUAACAAUUUCAAAUUCCUCAAACAUCCAGAGGAUAAAAACCCACGAAUCUCUGUAAUUUGAUUUCUAAUGGGUUGUUUUCUUGGUUGUUUCGGUUCUUCCAAGGAUCGUAAACGAAGAAAACUCAGAUACAAGGUUAUCCCUCGAGAUCAAAAUCAUAAAAUUCAGAACCUUGUGCAAGCUGAUGUCUCUUUGGUACAAAGCGUCAAAGAAAGACCCUCUAAUUCCCUUUCAGAAUCAAGGGGAAAGAUUGAGGAGCCAUUGUGCUUGAAUACCCGAAAAAAGGUGACAUUUAAUACAAAUGUCACAACUUACGAGCAUGUUCAAGUCUAUGAUAGCACCGAAUCUUUAUUGGAAAAGAAUGAAAAAGGCGAAACUUUUCCCAAAUCGGCUCAAACCCAAUUCGAUUCUGGUUCUCCGGAUGGUUCAGAAAUCUUGAAGGCUGGAUCGUACCCGCCAAAUUAUAGGUAUGGGAAUUGCGUUGAAAGUGACGAUGAUGAAGUUGAAGAUUCAGAUUAUGAGGAUGAAGAUGAUGAUGAUGGUUUAGAAAAUGAAGAAGAUUAUGACGAUGAGGACGAAGACCGGAUCAUAUGUCGUGAAGUGUGGUGUGAGUCGAUUCCAAUUCCGUCAACAGAAUCAAGAACAGAGUCCUCUUUAUUGGACAAAGUUGGAUCAAACAGUAAUGCACGCGAUCGAAGUGCGUUUGUUGUUCCUGUGUUGAACCCUGUGGAGAAUCUUACACAAUGGAAAGCUUUGAAAUCAAAAGGAACACCACCCGUGAAGCCGUUCAACUUCAACCAGCAAAAGGAGAAUUCUUCUUUGAAUUCCACCCCGUUUGCACCCCAGAAUCGAAAUCAAGAAACAGCAGUCGAUGCGAGCCUUUCGAAUUGGUUGGUUUCUUCAGAGAAAAACACACCAAAUAACAAAAGGGUUGUAAGCAAUAACCCCGAAUACGAACCCAUUUCAUCUGGAAAAAGCUUAUCACGAGGAUCAGCGAUCGAAGAUAGACCAAUUUUAGGCGCAUUGACCGAAGAGGAAUUGAAACAGUUUUCAGCAUCAUCUUGUACACCGAGGAAGUCACCUAGCCGAAACCCUGAUGAAAUGGCUAUAAUCGGCAGCGUUGGAAGCUAUUGGAGUCACACCGAUUCAGUCAAAUCUUUGAGCUCGAAUUCAUCAUAUAAAGGCAUACCAAAUACCACCAGCAAGUAUAGAGAGGAUAAGAAAGUGAAUUGGCACAACACACCAUUCGAAACAAGAUUGGAGAGAGCUUUGGAAAGAGGUGCUACUGAAGUUUAGUAGUUUGUAUCUGUAACUAUAUCUGUACCUGCGCUUCCAUUUUGUAUGUUCUUGUGAGAUCUGUAUGUUUUCUGGUUUCUACACAGAUUCAUCAACAAUUGUUUUGUUGUAAUUCUUUAUUGGUUUUUUUGGUGAUUAUAAAUAUAAA